CGCCCCCCCAGGGCCUGGAGCUUCGCCUCUUAGCGCCCGGGCCGCUGGCCCGCGCCACUCUCCCGCGCUGCACCAGCCACAGACCCCGUAGCCGCUCCCGGCCGCUUGCCGCCGGCUCUGGGCGGACCAUGCGCCCUCCGAACCCACCGCAUGUCCGCUGGCUUUGCGUGCUGGCAGGAGCCCUUGCCUGCGCCCUCAGACCCGCGGGCAGCCAGGCAGCCAGCCCGCAGCACGAGUGUGAGUACCUGCGGUUGAUUGAGAUACAGCGUCAGCAGUGCCUGGAGGAGGCCCAGCUGGAGAAUGAAACCACAGGCUGCAGCAAGAUGUGGGACAACCUCACCUGCUGGCCGACGACCCCGCGGGGCCAGGCGGUAGUCCUGGACUGCCCCCUCAUCUUUCAGCUGUUUGCCCCCAUUCAUGGUUAUAACAUCAGCCGUAGCUGCACUGAAGAGGGCUGGUCACAACUGGAACCAGGCCCCUACCACAUUGCCUGCGGCCUGAAUGACAGGGCAUCGAGUCUGGAUGAGCAGCAACAGACCAAGUUCUACAAUACCGUGAAGACUGGCUACACCAUCGGCUACAGCUUGUCCCUUGCCAGCCUACUGGUUGCCAUGGCUAUCUUGAGCCUGUUCAGGAAGCUGCACUGUACCCGAAACUACAUCCACAUGCAUCUCUUCAUGUCCUUCAUCCUGAGGGCCACUGCCGUCUUCAUCAAGGACAUGGCCCUCUUCAACAGCGGGGAGAUAGACCACUGCUCUGAGGCCUCGGUGGGGUGCAAGGCAGCGGUGGUUUUCUUCCAGUAUUGUGUCAUGGCCAACUUCUUCUGGCUGCUGGUAGAGGGCCUCUACCUACACACCCUGCUGGCCGUCUCCUUCUUCUCCGAGCGGAAGUACUUCUGGGGGUACAUUCUCAUCGGCUGGGGAGUGCCCACUGUGUUCAUCACCAUAUGGACGGUCGUCAGGAUAUAUUUUGAGGAUUUCGGGUGCUGGGACACCAUCAUCAACUCCUCACUGUGGUGGAUCAUAAAGGCCCCCAUCCUCCUCUCCAUCUUGGUGAACUUCGUCCUGUUUAUCUGCAUCAUCCGGAUCCUGGUUCAGAAACUACGGCCACCCGACAUUGGGAAGAAUGAUAGCAGCCCAUAUUCGAGGCUGGCCAAGUCCACGCUUCUGCUCAUCCCCCUGUUUGGAAUUCACUAUGUCAUGUUUGCCUUCUUCCCCGACAACUUCAAGGCCCAGGUGAAAAUGGUCUUCGAACUUGUCGUGGGUUCUUUCCAGGGUUUCGUGGUGGCCAUCCUCUACUGCUUCCUCAAUGGUGAGGUGCAGGCGGAGCUGCGGCGGAAGUGGCGGCGUUGGCAUCUGCAGGGCGUUCUGGGCUGGAGCUCCAAAUCCCAGCACCCGUGGGGAGGCAGCAACGGUGCCACAUGCAGCACGCAGGUAUCCAUGCUGACCCGCGUCAGCCCGAGCGCACGCCGCUCCUCCAGCUUCCAAGCGGAGGUCUCCCUGGUCUGACCGCCAGAGGCCGCCAGGCCCCUUCACACCCUCUCCACGCCGGCCCCUGGAGCAGAGGUCUGUAGCGACACCGUUGGCUCCAGCUUUUCGUAGGGACACACUCCUUUGCCGCAGCCAGGACCGGGUCUAUGCUAGCUGGAGAGUGGGGAGCUCUAACCUUGGAGGAUGGAAGGAGGAUCCAGCAUCAGGUUCCACCUCCCAAGGCCAUUCUGCCAGUCAUGCGCACAAAAUCUGCAUACACCUGGAAAGCAACUGCUUGCCCUCAAAGCUUUGGAACUCGCAGGGCAGAAGGUUCCGCCCACCCUGUGGUGCCUAGAAUCCACUGGGACGCUCAUGUCGCUUUGGGUUAAGCGUUGCCAUUGAGACUCCUCUCUGAGGAUGCAGCCCCCUCCCUGCGUUUAUCUGCCAGCUCUUCUGGGUGGGUGAGUUCUUCUACCUCAGGCAGAUGGUUAUGACCUGGAGUUUCAGUUUGGGGAUCGCAGCUGUGUUGUGGUCCUCUCUCAGGAUGGAAUUGUCCCAGUGUAUCCUCAGACCUGGGAGCUCAGGGACACCUCUGGGGAGGGAGAAGACAGCCCCAGUCAGUGAUCACCAAGUGACUUUGUCCAACAAAUAGGACCAGUCCCACUAGCCUUAUGUACAACCAAAGCAAUAUCGAGCUGUCUGCUCUGG
Rattus rattus (black rat) is the source of this 2177-nucleotide messenger RNA. RefSeq names its product vasoactive intestinal peptide receptor 1 (gene Vipr1). NCBI's taxonomy places the organism in Eukaryota, Metazoa, Chordata, Mammalia, Rodentia, Muridae. Gene Ontology annotation, cellular component: plasma membrane. Gene Ontology annotation, biological process: adenylate cyclase-modulating G protein-coupled receptor signaling pathway; cell surface receptor signaling pathway. The coding region runs from base 129 to 1508 and encodes 459 amino acids. The record is from RefSeq and is a predicted model, not a curated record. The transcript has 13 exons. Gene Ontology annotation, molecular function: peptide hormone binding; G protein-coupled peptide receptor activity; vasoactive intestinal polypeptide receptor activity.